Messenger RNA from Colletotrichum karsti, 1059 nucleotides. RefSeq names its product fungal specific transcription factor. Gene Ontology annotation, cellular component: nucleus. Lineage: Eukaryota; Fungi; Ascomycota; Sordariomycetes; Glomerellales; Glomerellaceae. The transcript has 2 exons. Gene Ontology annotation, biological process: regulation of transcription by RNA polymerase II. The record is from RefSeq and is a predicted model, not a curated record.
CUGGACAUCGCAUCGCGCUUCCCGGUCAAUAUGUCCGUCGUCUAUGAACCUCGAAACUUCAUGCACGACGGGUCAUACCCCAACAUCGGCGACCCAGACCACGACCACAAUGGCGACCCGACCGCGCAGUACCAGACGACCGAUGUCCCGGAUCUUUCGUCCUACAGCGCCACGGCCUCGAUGCUGGGCGAUGAUCGCUCUCUGAUGCCGGACGGCCUCGGCGACGAUCCCGUUGGUGUUCCGGAUGCCACGCGACUCGACCUCUCCGCGCCUCCGACCCUGGCCUCGCUGCCUUCAAGUCUUCCUCCCGCCCUGCCCGAGCCUCUGCCCUCGAACAACACCGCACCCCACAAGGACGAUGCCGAGGCCUCAACUCCCUCAUCAAGGGUGAAGUGUAUACCCAAGCCCGAGCGGGAGGUCACGAAACAGGCGGACGGAAAGUUCUACUGCACAUUCCCGAACUGCACGGAGGAGACGCAAGUGUUCACGCGAAAGUGCGAAUGGAGCAAACACAUGGACAAGCACGAGCGACCCUACCGAUGCGGCGCCGAGGGCUGCGAAAAGCUCCCCGGAUUCACCUACUCCGGCGGCCUCCUCCGCCACGAGCGCGAAGUCCACGGCAAGCACGGCGGCCCAAAGAACACAGUCAACUGCCCGCACCCGAACUGCAAGCGGCACACAGGCAAGGGCUUCUCGCGCCAGGAGAACCUCAACGAGCACCUCCGCCGCGUCCACACCAGCGACGGCACAGUCCAAGACGAUAUCCAGACCGGUAGCGACGGCGACAGCGACAAGGGUCUCAUGGGCAGCCUCGUCGGCCUCGGCGGCGGCGGCGGCAACAAGCGCAAGCGCUCCCGCAAGAGCUCCGACGCCGGCCUCGAGGAGCUCCGCGAGGAGGUCAAGCGCGUGCGCCACGAGAACGAGGAGCUGCGCCAGCAGCUCGAGAGGCAGAGCCAGCACAGCUUCGCGAUGAUGGCGCAGAUCGCAGAGCUCCAGGACACACUGCGCGCGAACCUCGAGAGCACCGCGCUCGGCGCUCCCACCGCCACGAUGCUGUAG